This is a messenger RNA of Chaetomium fimeti, 2298 nucleotides long. Its product is annotated as kinase-like domain-containing protein. NCBI's taxonomy places the organism in Eukaryota, Fungi, Ascomycota, Sordariomycetes, Sordariales, Chaetomiaceae. Gene Ontology annotation, biological process: protein phosphorylation. The record is from RefSeq and is a predicted model, not a curated record. Gene Ontology annotation, molecular function: protein binding; protein serine/threonine kinase activity; ATP binding. The coding region runs from base 384 to 2168 and encodes 594 amino acids. The transcript has 2 exons.
GCGAGUCUCGUUCCUUAAGUGGACAUGCUUAUGCAUGAACAUGUACCCCUAUUGGGCGGGAGAGAUGUGAGAUAUGGCGUCUCCACGACCCAAGGCUCGCUGCCUUACAUACUCGCUUCCUCACAUCGACCACGAAACUGCUAGCGAGACACGAGGUUCAACGCUUACUUAUUGUUGGUGAUGCCCCACGAGUUCAUGGCUUCUUUCUAGGUCUAUCUCUUGGCCUGUGGGCUGAUGAGGGAACUAUCGUAGCCGCGCGCCUUGAUUAACCCCUAUUCUCUUCGAAUAUACGCUCUUCGUGGACUUAUAAAGGGAGAGGGUAGACGGGUUUGGAACCUUACCGGCUCAAGAACCAUACUACUGCGAAGCCAAACCCAAACGCAAUGGCUCUUAGUAAUUACACCCUCAACGGACGUGAUGUCCCCAAGUCGGACGUCAUUCUGGAGUUGGCCCUUUCUCCCCAUGGACUACAAUUUGCAGAUUCCUUUAUCAAAACAAAUUUAUCCCGUAUCGACGAGACUGGCGGUGUCAAGGACAAGAUCCUCAGGGCCUUCAACCGUACCGACCGCACGCGUACAUUGCCUCUUAUCCAACCCACCGUCGUCCUGACCUUCUCCGACCCCCCGGCCCAGUCACGCCCCUACUUCACCAUUGGCUACGACCCGGCUUCAUGCGAUGUUGUCUGCACUGAUCCUGCCGUCGAUGACGUGCAUAUCAAGCUGAGCAUCGAAGGCGACCACAUCGUCCUAUACGACGUCUCUUCUACCGGUAGCCAUAUCGCCCUGGACGACCGAGGCUCCCACCAAACCUCCCCGAGGCCGGGGGCGCCGUACCGAUGCAUCUUGCCCCAGGAAUGCAAGAUCACCCUCAUCAUCCCGGGUCACGAGUUCAUAAUCCGGCUCCCGCGCCGCAACUUGUGGGAGAUGGACGAUUUCGACCAGAACCGCGACGCGUUCCUCUCAAAAUGUUCAGGGAGCGAGCUUUCACCCGUUGGUUCACCCGAUCCAUCCCAGUACCGUGGGGGUGCUGACUGGCGGCCCAUGUACUGGUUCGAGUCGCCGCUAGGGAAGGGGGCUUUCGGGACGGUAUCCCGCGUACAUCGCCUACACGACUGGACGGUCCUCGCCGUGAAGGAGCUCAACAAAACUGCCGAGGGUCGGGACCACGACGAUGGCAGGUCCUCACGGCGAGUUCCCAAAACCCCGCCACGGGUAGAUGACAGUCUCAUCCAAGAGAUGCGGGCGCUGCAGCGUCUCCGGCACGAGCGCGUCAUCCGAUACAAGGAUUGGUACCAGGAUGGCCCCGAGAAGAACAUGCUUGUGAUGGAAUACUGCGCGGGAGGCAGCCUCGACAACAUGAUCUCCGCGUCGGCGGCCCCGUUCUCGCACGGAACGGCAACUUUGAUCCUUCGGCAGGUGGCCGAGGGCCUGGUCUACCUCCACGAGCACCGCGUCACCCACCGCGACCUGAAGCCCGCCAACAUCCUCGUGCGACAGACGAAUCCUCUCUCCCUCGCUCUCAGCGACUUCGGCUUGGCUAAGAUAAAGUCCAAGCGCGAUUCGUCACCAAUGCGUGGGGCAUAUGGGACGCUAUUCUACGGCGCCCCCGAAUUGCUUGGGGGCCUACCCUACACCGAGGUGGUUGAUAUCUGGUCCAUGGGUGUGAUAGGGGUUGAGUUGCUUGAUACGACGUUGAUGGAUAUGACGGUCAACGUUCUUACGGAAAUCCCUGGGGAGAUCUCCGCUCGAGCGCAGGCCAUGUAUGAGAGGAGUUCAUGGCCGAUCCUGCAGAUCGUGAACAACAUGUUGACGUGGAGGGACUCGCGCCGACCCUCUGCGGCCGAGUGCGUCGACGACCUGGACCAGCUGCAGAGGCUUGACCGGCCGGGCCCGGCCGGGCGAGCUAUGUCGCCGAGAUCUAACGAUUACGACCCUUCUCCGGGACAGAGGCGCUAUUUCGUUCCGGGCGCAGGCGUCACGGUACGGCCUGCCGAUACUGCGCUGGGCGUGCCGAGGAGCUCUGAUUAUCGCGGGUCCUCUCCGGAACAACCCAUCUAUUAUUCGGGCUCUACCAUACGGUCUACCUCGCGAAGGAGAGACAUAGAUGAUGAUGUGCCCUCGUCCCGGUCACGCCGCCCCGUGGAACUAAAUAGAUACGCUGGAUACUAGGCAGAUGGGAACGUGCUUGGAAUGGGGUAGGACGGGGCAACGGCACGCACACCAGGGACUUUCCGGGCAUCAUUAAUCUGAACGAGCCACACGCUGUUGGCAGCGCUCUCAUACUAUGACUAAUAAGCAG